AUGUCGUCAACUUCGAUAUCAUGCAUCACGAAACCGGGGAAGGAGCAAGUCAAAUCAGCAUCUCGGGAAGGAAAGAAGGUGCUCGCCUGCGUGAGUUGCCAGCGGCGCAAGAAGAAAUGCGACAGAAACAAUCCCUGUUCGAACUGUGUUCUGACCAAACAGCUUGGAAUUAAUUGCACGGCAAGCCGGCCAGCACCCCAUCGAAAACGACGGAGGAAAAACCAAGAGAUGGUAGAAAGGCUUGAGAGGUGUGAGGAGCUGUUGAGACAGUUAGCGGAGGGAAACAAGAAUGGCUUGACUCUUGCGGGAGAUCCCUGUGACGAGCGAAUCUCGUCUCUUGAUUCAGCCAUGAUCGAACUGCGAGAAACGCUAGAGCCUCGAGAGGAAGAUAUCGACAACUCGUCCAAGGAGGAAGUCGACAAGAAAUCACCGGAGCGGGCUACAGUUCCCUCCAUAGAUGAUCUACAACUACGCCCUGAGUCCUGA
Clonostachys rhizophaga is the source of this 486-nucleotide messenger RNA. Lineage: Eukaryota; Fungi; Ascomycota; Sordariomycetes; Hypocreales; Bionectriaceae. The record is from the annotation of a GenBank genome assembly.